Molecule: messenger RNA, 1973 nt
Organism: Humulus lupulus (European hop)
Lineage: Eukaryota; Viridiplantae; Streptophyta; Magnoliopsida; Rosales; Cannabaceae
Product: BEL1-like homeodomain protein 9
Exons: 4
Coding region: 376-1680 (434 amino acids)
Biological process (GO): regulation of transcription by RNA polymerase II
Molecular function (GO): RNA polymerase II cis-regulatory region sequence-specific DNA binding; DNA-binding transcription factor activity, RNA polymerase II-specific
Source: RefSeq, a predicted model, not a curated record
UCAUAAUUGUUAAAAAAAUGGAAUGGACGGCUGCGAUUGUCCCCAAAUGAGAAACCUUUUAAUAAUUUAAAAUAAAUAAAAUUUUAGUAAAAAUAAAAAAUAAUAUAGUUACAACUUAAAAAAUAAUAAUAACUUAUAAUUAGAUUUGACGUGGAACACAUGGAAUAAUAUUUUGUUGCUUCUAAAUACAGUGUAUGAGUGUCCCGAUGUACGAACAGUAGUGUACGAGUGUUUCUUUGUUAGGUAAUUAAGCUUAAACUCCGAGAUCCUGCCACAUCUCUCUGCCUUUCUCUCUCUCUAUCUACUGUCUCUUAGUUUCUCUCCUUUACUUAAAUCCAAUCCUUCUCUAGCUACCUCGCUCGCUCAAAGCUGUCCAUGGCGGAGGGCUUAGAACUUUUCCAUGUCCCCCAAAAAGUCAAAACAGAAAAUAAACUCCAAUCUGCAGCACUACUCUUCCAAACACGUAGUACUACUACUCCAUCUCCUCUCACACAACGACCCUCACCCCUAUCCAUUGGCCCAAACGAUGCCGCUUUAAAUUUUCACCAUGACCAAAUGUUAUCACCAUCUUCUCGCCAUGCAGCCAUCAACUCAUCAUCACACCCACCAGGACCCCUCUAUCGACUUUUCUCUGACGACAUGCGAAACGGUGUCGUUUCGUUACGGCCAGUGGAUCAUUUAUCGUUGCCGGACCCUAGUUUAAGAAGCUCUGUUCCGUUGGGUCCCUUCACUGGUUACGCUUCUAUUCUGAGGCGUUCGAGUUUUCUGAAGCCUGCGCAGCAGCUCCUGGAGGAGUUUUGUGGGUUGGAUCGUCGGGUUUGGGGUAUUCCAACGGUCGAUGAGGUGGGUUGCAAAGAUCGGUCUGCGUAUCAGUUUAAGAAUUCGAGCCUGAUUUUCAUGCUGGAGGAGAUUUACAAGAGAUGUAAGCUAUACUGCCAACAGAUACAAUCAGUGGUUACAUCAUUUGAAACGGUGGCUGGCCUUGGAAACGCAGCACUGUUCGUCUCUUCUGCUAUCAGAGCCAUUUUAAACCACUUUGGUUCUUUAAAAAUCGCCAUUUUGGACCAACUUAACUUCUCUGCCAAGAACAACAGUUGUAGAACUAAUAGUAAUUCUGCUACUACUGGUUUUGAUUAUUCCAAUACUGCUGUUAAAGACGAUCAUAUUUUGAAAUUAGUUUGGGCAUCUAAAACAGGCCUGGGUCAUAACCCAAUUCACAACUUGACCAAUUUUCCCCGUUCUGCUUGGCGAUCCCAAAGAGGACUCCCUGAACACGCAGUGGCCGUACUCAGAAAAUGGCUCUUUGAGCACUUCCUUCAUCCGUAUCCUACUGAUUCGGAAAAGCAAAUGCUGACUCAACAAACAGGGCUAUCAAGAACUCAAGUUUCAAAUUGGUUUAUAAACUCAAGGGUAAGGCUAUGGAAGCCAAUGGUGGAAGAAAUACAGGGUCUUCAAACACAACAAAAUCAAUCUCAUUCAGAUACGACCAUGAAUCACCAUGCUAACGGCUCUACUCCAUCUCUUAAAUCGUAUCUUGAUAACCCAAUUUCAAUGGAGAAUCUUCGUCCAGGAGAAAAAGGUCGAGAGAUUUUAUGCAAACGAUCAACAAAUGAUCGCCAUCAUCAUGAGAUGAUGAUCAGUAGUUCCCACAAUGCUCAGCAGAGUGAAGAAAAGGACUAAUGAUAUUGUGCCUUGUGUUAACGUUGGUCACUAAUCUAGCAAUAUUGACUGCUUUGAAUGUGAACCUGCUUAAAUAGUAAUGAGGUUGAUUCGUCAUCACCAUCACAAUCUUUCAACAGAUGGGAUGUUUGUUAGAAGUAGCUGUGUAAUUAGUUUUGAGUUAGUUUUGGUUGUUAGUACAGCUGAGAAGUUGUUAGCUGAUUAAUAGCUAAUUCUUUCAUUUCAGUAGCUGAUUAGUACACUUGUUCUGUAACGUUUUUGCGUUCAAUUAGAGAAUUCUUCAUUUCCUUUUC